Messenger RNA from Onthophagus taurus, 978 nucleotides. Its product is annotated as motile sperm domain-containing protein 1. NCBI's taxonomy places the organism in Eukaryota, Metazoa, Arthropoda, Insecta, Coleoptera, Scarabaeidae. Gene Ontology annotation, cellular component: cytoplasm. The record is from RefSeq and is a predicted model, not a curated record.
UAUGCAACCCAAAUAACACCGAAGAAUUUGUUAUCAAAAAUUUUUAGGGAAUUUUAGUGACAGUUGUCGUUUCUACCUGUCAAAAUGACAUUUGAGUAAAAAUAGUGUUAAAAACGAUGAUUAGUAAUAAAUAACUCAAUAACAUAUGUGAAAGAAAACAACAUUCGCGGUCAUGACAAAAUAACGAAGUCUCUCUUUGUUUAUUUAUUCGUAAUUUUUUAAAUAUCUUAAUCUAAAAUCAAUCAGAAGAUAUUUAUUAAGAUAAAAACGUACCUAUCGAAGAGGACUUGAAAAUUCACAAUGGACCAAGUUCGACAAAUUCCAGUUUUUGUAUUUCCCACAAUGUUAAAGUUCUACACGAGCUCAAAACAUACUCACAAACAACUCAUCACCAUCUAUAAUCCUUAUGACUUUACAAUUAAAUAUAAAGUUCUAUGUACAGCUCCAAAUAAAUAUAAUGUAACAGAUCCUGAAGGAAGUAUACGACCUCAAUCUUGCAUUGAUUUGGUUGUUAGACAUACGAUGCCAAUUUCUGCUAAUUGUAAUGGUGUAGAUAAAUUUAGAAUAAGUAUUCAUGAUAACACAACUAAACAGCUAUUAGGUAAAAGGGAUGUGGAAUCAAAACUAUUGGUUGGUGAAGGUGAUAAUGUUUCUGAAGAUGGUGAUAACUUCCAUAAUCUACCUCAUAGUGAGAGAACUCCUGAAGAUCCACAUCAUCAAUCAUUGUUAUCACAGAGACAAAAAUCUUUGCAAUCAGAAAAAACUAAUUACUUGGCAAUAGGAGCAGCUAUAGUAUGUAUAGCAAUUCUAAUGCUUCCAACAAAAAUAGAAGUGGUUGAAGAAAAUGCAAACAUACCUCAUUAUUUACACCCAACGCAAACGUUUAAAAUUGGAACAGCAUACGCAUUGGGAAUGUUAACUUUAUUAAUUUUUAGACAGUAACUAAUUUUUUAAUCUAAAGGGAAAGAGUUGUUCUGU